Hyla sarda is the source of this 6615-nucleotide messenger RNA. It is a transcript of the gene ADAMTS17, whose product is annotated as ADAM metallopeptidase with thrombospondin type 1 motif 17. Gene Ontology annotation, molecular function: metalloendopeptidase activity. The transcript is spliced from 24 exons. Gene Ontology annotation, cellular component: extracellular matrix. Gene Ontology annotation, biological process: proteolysis; extracellular matrix organization. The record is from RefSeq and is a predicted model, not a curated record. Lineage: Eukaryota; Metazoa; Chordata; Amphibia; Anura; Hylidae. Bases 614 to 4015 code for a protein of 1133 amino acids.
CAGUCCAGGCAUCAUCCACUGCUCCCUGCAAAAACCUCACACCUGCCCGAGCAUCUCCUCUUCUCACAGCUCGCGCUCCCCCUAGCGUCCAUGUGUGGGUACUGCCACUCAACCACGUGUACUGCAGCAGAGCCCUCCCCCUGCUGUCUCCGUCUCCCAAUACCUGAGCUGACAAUCGCCGUCCCCGGUCCUCGCCGAGCAGCGAUUGGUUCUCCCCGUGCCCGGCGGGCGGGUCGUGGAGAUCCAGUUCUGUUUGUCUGCUCUGGUAAUUGCUUUUCCAAAGGUGGAAGACCUGCAAAUACCGGGCAUUUCACUGCAUCGUCUCCACUGCACCGGGCAAGGGGGUAUGGGCUGCACUGCACACCCCCGGCACUACUGUAACUUGCACUGCAUUGUAUAUUAGGUGACUACUGCUCCUAUUGCAUUCCUGGAUUACGUACUGUACUUCACUUGUAGUGGACUCUACAUGUCUAUUGCACUGCACUACAAGUCACACACCAACUAGUGAUCUACUACUGUCUGGGGCUUGGCAGCAGGACCUGGGCACCUUGGCAUCCGCAGACUCUAUAUUUUGCAGGGACAGAUCCAUAGACAAGUUGGCAGGAUCCUUAGGAUGCUGUUUCUCAGCUUCUUGUACCUUUUGAUUGCGCCAGCUGGAUCAUCUGACCCAGAAGUUGAAGUUGUAAUUCCACAGUUAAUAUGGUCUGGGCAGACCCCUCUACCACUGAGAGGAGAGGAGUCAAUCUUCACUCACAUCCGAAAGCCACGCUCUCUUCCCAGAGAUACAGCAACCCAUCCAGAUAACAUGUAUAUACAUCUGCCUGCAUUUGGCAGGGACCUUCAUUUGCACCUGCAGAAGGUCCAUGAUUUCCUGGCUGCAGGCUUUGUGCUGGAGGAAAGGACAGAACUCGGAGACAGAAUCCAAACCAAAAUUCCAAAGGAAGAGCUUUGUUUCUAUGUUGGAGAAGUCCUCAACUACAACAUGUCUAUUGCAUCAGUCAGCACAUGUUCAGGACUGACUGGAUUCAUUCACAUAGGAGAGGAGCAGCUGAUGAUACAACCGAGCAACACAACGCUGGAGCCCGGCACUCACUUCUCUGGAAGAGAACAUAUUAUAAGACACAAACGUCAAGCAGAAUUGUCCUCUUCUUCUUCACAGUCCGAGACUUCACAGAGGAACUGUCAAGUUAUAUCAGGAAAAAAAAAGAAACAAUAUAAGAAUGGUGAAGGUGGAGACUGGCGAGAACGAAGGAACGCCAUUAGACUCGGUGAUGGGCACACUGUAGAGACCCUGGUGGUGGCUGAUUCUGACAUGGUGCAAUAUCAUGGACCUGAGGCUGCACAGAGAUUUAUUCUUACAGUCAUGAACAUGGUCUACAAUAUGUUUCAGCAUCAAAGCCUUGGAAUUAAAGUUAACAUCCGGGUCUCCAAACUGGUUUUGCUCCACAGCCGCCCGGCCAAGCUGUCUAUAGGGCAUCAUGGAGAAAGGUCUUUGGAGAGUUUUUGCCAUUGGCAAAAUGAGGAAUAUGGAGGCUCUAAGUAUUUGGGAAACAAUUAUGUACCUGGAGCCAAGGAUGAAGUUCCUGUUGAUGUAGCUGUGUUCAUGACCAGAACUGAUUUUUGUGUCCAUAAGGAUGAACCCUGUGAUACUGUAGGAAUUGCCUACCUCGGGGGAGCGUGCAGCCCUAAACGCAAGUGUGUCCUGGCAGAGGAUAAUGGUCUCAACCUGGCCUUCACUAUUGCUCAUGAGCUUGGGCACAACAUGGGAAUGAGUCAUGAUGAUGACCACCCAUCAUGUUCUGGGCGUUCCCACAUAAUGUCCGGAGAGUGGGUUAAAGGUCGGAGCCCAAGUGAUCUCUCAUGGUCAACCUGCAGUCGUGAGGAGCUGGAGAACUUCCUAAAAUCCAAAGUGAGCUCAUGUCUGCUAGUGACAGACCCUCGCAGUCAUCAUGCCGUCAGGCUUCCCCACAAGCUGCCUGGGAUGCAUUAUAGUGCCAGUGAGCAGUGCCAGAUCCUGUUUGGCAGCAACGCCACCUUCUGCAAAAACAUGGAGCAUCUGAUGUGUGCUGGUCUAUGGUGUCUGGUGGAAGGAGAUGCAUCCUGCAAAACCAAACUGGACCCACCGCUGGAUGGGACUGAAUGUGGAGUAGAUAAGUGGUGCAGAGCUGGGGAGUGUGUGAGCAAGACCCCGAUUCCUCAGCAUGUAGAUGGAGACUGGAGUGCAUGGAGCCCCUGGAGUAUGUGCAGCCGCACGUGUGGAACUGGAGCUAGAUUCAGGCAGAGAAAAUGUGACAACCCACCACCUGGACUUGGUGGUCAGAGCUGUAAAGGGACAAGCGUGGAGCACAUGGUUUGUGAGAACUCACUAUGUCCCAAAGGAGGCAGCAGUUUUAGAGACCAUCAGUGUCAAUCUCAUGACCGCAAUGUCAACAAGAAGAAAAGCUUCCUUACAGCUGUAAUUGUCGAUGAUAAACCAUGUGAACUGUACUGUACUCCUGUUGGCCGAGAUACCCCACUGCUGGUGUCAGACAGAGUUCUGGAUGGAACACCGUGUGGUCCCUAUGAGACGGAUCUCUGCGUUCAUGGCAGGUGCCAGAAAAUCGGCUGUGACGGGAUUAUUGGUUCUGCAGCCAAAGAAGAUCGUUGUGGGGUAUGCAAUGGUGAUGGCAAAACCUGCAAAGUUGUCAAAGGGGACUUUAACCACACCAAGGGGAGGGUCAACAGUAGUCAUUGUAAGAAGGUUUCCACGUGUGUCAUGACAAAGCAAAAGACAAUUGCCAAGUGUUUCACAUGUUAUAUUGAAGCCGCUAUCAUUCCUGCAGGAGCAAGGAGGAUUCGUGUAGUAGAAGAUAAGCCGGCACAUAGUUUUCUGGCCCUGAAAGAUUCUAUUAAGAAGUCCAUUAACAGUGAUUGGAAAAUCGAGUUACCUGGUGAGUUUCAAAUCGCAGGGACCACCAUCCGCUAUGUGCGUCGGGGACUGUGGGAGAAGAUGUCUGCCAAGGGACCGACAAAAACUCCUUUACAUCUGAUGGUUUUGCUCUUCCAUGAUCAGAACUAUGGCAUUCAUUAUGAAUAUACCAUCCCAGUGAACCAGUCCACAGAGCAGAAGACCGAGGUGGAGAGACAACCAGACCCAAUCUACAUGUGGACGCACAGCAGUUGGGAGGGGUGCAGUGUACAGUGCGGAGGAGGAGAACGGAAAACUAUUGUGUCCUGCACCAAACUGGUGAACAAAACCAUGUUGAUUGUAAAUGACAGCAUGUGCCUUCAUGUGCCACGUCCUGCCCCACAGGUCCGGAAGUGCAACACACAUGCAUGCCAGUCAAGAUGGGUAACAGGGUCAUGGGGUCAGUGCUCAGCCACCUGCGAAAAAGGUUUUCAGCAGAGAGAAGUGUCCUGCGUGUUCCAGCUGCAGAACGGAACCUAUGUUAACACCCGGGAUGUCUACUGCACAGGACCCAAACCAGCAACAGGACAGACGUGUGAGGGUCAGGACUGUCUGUCCAUCUGGGAGGCUUCAGAGUGGUCAAAGUGCUCCUCCGACUGUGGCCAGGGCACCAAGAAGAGGCAAAUAUCCUGCACCAAUACCCGGGGUAAAUGUGAUUCUGCUACAAGGCCAAGAGAGGAGGAGGAAUGUGAAGACUACACAGGCUGUUAUGAGUGGAAGACUGGAGACUGGUCCAAGUGCUCUGCCACAUGUGGGAAAGGUCUGCAGUCUCGGGUGGUACAGUGUAUGCACAAGGUGACCGGCCGUCACGGAAAUGAAUGUUCCUUCUUAUCCAAGCCAGUGGCCUACAGGCAAUGCCACCAAGAAGCCUGUAAUGAAAAAGCGAAUGCCAAUACCAUCACUUCUCCUAGACUCGCUGCCCUGACUUACAAGUGCACUGGUGACCAAUGGACAGUGUACUGCAGGGUUAUUCGAGAAAAAAAUCUAUGUCAGGACAUGCGGUGGUACCAACGCUGCUGCCAGACAUGUAGGGACUUCUAUGCUACCAAGAUGCAGCCACAAAGCUAGUGGCCCAAGGUGCUGACCAGAGCACUGCAACACAGAACAGCAGUGCUACAAAGACUUGAACAUUAUGGUGCUGGGUGAUGAUGCCAGGGGUGCCCAUGUCGUCAGAUGUGAAAUCGCAGAACAAGUGUCACAUACUCCUCGGUGUACUGCCAAGCUUGUUCACCUGCUUCAUUGGUUGUCUCCCGGAUGUUUAUCACGCUAAAUGACUUAUUUUGGAUUACGCAAACAUAUUCUCAGGCAAAUCAAACAGACUGGAGAAACUGUGAUAGAUUUCAUUGGUUUGCUCAAAAAUGGAAAAAAGCAAUGCAAAAUGACAUUCUUUCAGGGGUGCCAGUUCCACACGGAGUUAAUCUGCUGUGCCAAGAAAUCAGCAGCUGUAAAGUGGUGCCUGACUUGAAGCAUUGCCUACUAUGAUGUCUAGUGAGUAGUGAAUAUUUGCACACAUGGUGCAAACUGAUGACCGCCUAUCUCAACAGCAAGCCAAUCUUCACCAGUGUUUAUUUUACUGUCUGGGUUCAUUCACACCAUGAAUAUUAGAGGUAGCAGUAAAUCCACCAGGUUUUUCUUUUUCUGUUAUGUUAAAUCAUGUUACAGCUACUGUAAAAUGUGAAUAUAGGGACAUUACUUGCCAUACAGUUCAUUCUGUAACGUGCCAGAAAAGAUGGACAUGUCGCCUAGAAUACACCACUCUUGUAUUGUUCUUUUCUUCAUCACUUUGACUAUGAAACCUAUAUGCUGGCAUACUUUACAGUCUUGCAGCUUGUGACUUAUGUUAUGUUUAUAUGGAAUCUUAUGUUUUGUGUUCGUGCUGUAACAGGGGGUAAGUAUCUGGAUAUGUGCCCUCAGAUACUGCUUACAUUCGUUCUGUCAAAGUUAACAGAGGGUGUAACUUUUAUGUUUGUUUUUCUUCUACUGGUAAAACUUGCAGCAGCCAGAUGUGAUUUUACAUAGCUGGUUAUUCAUGAAGACCACCAUUCACCAUUCACAUACAGCUGGGCUGCACUGCAAUACUUGUGUUAUGAACCCAGCAUUACUUAGAUUUAUGGAAACCACCAUAUAAUUCCAUCUUACUCAUGGACAUGAAUAUGUGUCUGUAACCCAAAGUGUUUGCUUUUAUUUUACCAAAUGCACAAGAGUGUGACUAGCAAUGGGCACGGCAGAACUGUGUUCACACCACUAUUUUAUCAUGCCCCCUUCAGUUACCGAUUGGGAUAUUUCUCUAUCCUUGUGUUAUUGUUUAUAUACUUUUUUACUUUUGUGGCUUUUUUUGUUUUUGACAGGUGGAAAGUCUUCCACAGCUCCUGUCAUGUAAACCCUUUGUAGCGUUUAAAAGUCCUUGGAAAAAAAAGUGUAGCUAUUGAUAUUUUGGCGUGUUAGAUUUUAUGUAUAUCUCCCUGUAUAUUUUUUUUGUUACCCUGUUUUAUAUUCCGUCCCUAUAUUCCGCGGUUAUAUUUUAGCAGGAUACAAACAUAGUAGGACCUGUUAUGAACUCACAGUGGACUUCAGUUACAAGAUGCAUCUAUGGUGCAGCCUAUGGCCCAUCUAUUCAACUUCUUUGUCACCAGUAGAAUGUCCCAGGAUUCUAUAUUAUUUUACAUUUAGACUGUAACUAAGUUGGACAAUACUGAACACUUCUGUGACUAACAAGACCAACAACAAUAAGGUCAUAGUACAACAUCAUUUACUCAGUAGAAUAUGAUGUUAGUACUGUGAUAUUUUACUCUGGGAUUAGCUCUAGGGAUCGUCCUUGACACAGACACAGGACAUAUUCCCCCACUUUAACAAGCAGGUCCACACCACUUCUUCAUGCAAUCUGACCCUCGGUCAGGUUUAAUGGGAAAGGUUGCAGGACAAAAUGAAACACAAUUCACAAUGGAACAAACAAAAUCCUAGGCCAUCUAACCCCUGACUACACAUUUGUCACUUCCCUCUCCAUCCACUGGUAAGCUAGUCUUCACCAGCUCAAAACACAGGUUUCCUGCAACCUUUAUUGUGGCCUCUUGCUGUGUGUACUAAGACCCCUUGUCUGUCCACUUCACUGGUGUGGUGGGUCACUCACAGCGCCUGGCUGUGUGCUCCUUGCAAGGACCCCUGCCUCUCCCUCACAGCCACCCUGCUGUCUUCUGGGGAGAGUCCAGACUAUUCUUUCUGGUCCCUUAAAUAUCUGCCCUCUAAGGGACCUAGCAUAAGAGACUGGGAAAAACACCUUUUCACUACCUGCAACCCUGCCUGAGUGUCACAGUACAUAAAACAGCUUCAUCCUGAUUCAGUGACAUUAGCCUGCCCAUUGUGCUGGGUAUUAUCUUCACCCAGGUAGUUAACUUACAGUGAAGAAAAAAUGAUUUUUAUUAUUUGAUCCUCUGUUGAUUUUGUAUGUUUGCCCACUGACAGAGAAAUGAUCCCUCUAUAAUUUUAAUGGUCAGUUUAUUUGAAAGUAAGAGACCGAAUAACAACAAAAAAAUACAGAAAAGGAAUUUCAAAUACGUUCUGAAUUGGUUUUUAUUUCACUCAGUCAAAUAAAUAUUUGCAGGCACUGCAGGAUUCUUUCCUUCAUUGCGUAUUUUGUUAAAGGGGUUUGUUAAAUCAACUGGUGCCAGAAA